Molecule: messenger RNA, 1296 nt
Organism: Menidia menidia (Atlantic silverside)
Lineage: Eukaryota; Metazoa; Chordata; Actinopteri; Atheriniformes; Atherinopsidae
Source: the annotation of a GenBank genome assembly
AUGGAGGGGGAGGCCGUCAUCCUCCACUUCCCCAUCCUGAUGUCCAUCAUCGCCUACCGGAAAAUGGCCGCUCAGACGGCCAUGUUUCUCAUCAGCAAGAGGAACGGGACGGAGGAGGAGGAGACUUUCCGGGGGGGGGGACGCGUCCAGCAGCGGGAGAAACAGCUGUGGCUCCUCCCGGCCCAGACCUCCGACUCCGGGGAAUACACCUGCACCUACAGGAAGCUGGUGGUGAACUGGCCGGUCAGCGUUGGGGAGGAGGUGUCCUUCACCUGUCCGCACCUGGGCUGCUUCAACGCCAGCGCGGCGCCCGUGGACUGGUUUAAGGACUCGGCGGGCGCCGCCCUGCCGCUGGGCGGGGGGGGUGGCGCCCCCUACGGGGACGGGGGGGCCCUGGUCAUCCCGGCGGCCCGCCCCCCCCACGCCGGCCUCUACACCUGCAGGCUCACCGUGAUGGUGGACGGGCGGCCGUACCGGGUCAGCCGCGCCUACAUGCUCCACGUGGAAGGAGCAGAUCCUGAAAUCACAACCACAACUGGCCACCCCGGAGCCCCCAGGACGACCGACCCAGGCCUGGUCAGCAGGACCUUCAGCACUACGACAGUUCCGGUGAACCGGCCGCCUGUGAUCGUCUCCCCUCUGAACGGCACCGUUUUUGAAAGUUCACACGGCUCAGGAGUGGAGCUGUCCUGUCGGGUGCUCACCGAGUGUCCGGUGGCCGACUCCACUGUGGUCAGGUGGCUGGUCAACGGCCAAUCGGUGGAGUCCUCCCCCCUCGACAAGCGGGCCCUGGAGGGCGGGAGAAGGGUAACCAGCGGGGCGGAGGGAUGCUGGAUCGAGCUCCGGCUGGCCGUGGUGGAGAUAACGGGCGGGGACGAGCGGGCGGAGGUCAGCUGCUCGGCCCGGAACGGCGCCGGGACGCGGGAGGUUUUCGUCCGGCUGCAGCUGGAAGACGCCACCCUGACGUGGAUGGCGGUGGCCGCCGUGGCGGGGUGCUGCCUGGUGGGCGUGGUCUCCAUCUUCCUCUGCGUCCUCUUCGGGCCCAGGAGGAAAACCAAGAUGGAUUACUUCCUGGCCCGGCAGAACAGCUCCGUCUCCUUCUAGCUCCUUGUGUUUACACACUCCUACAAAACAAACAAAAAAAAGCAUUUCCUGUUACAUCAACUCCUCCUCGGACAGACUAUGAAUGUUUUGAAUGUUUCCAGCGUUUUGAAUAUUGUGUGUGCGGCAGUGGCUCCUAGUUCUGAGCAUAGAUAGAUAGAUAGAUAGAUAGAUAGAUAGAUAGAUAGAUAGAUA